AUGACGCGUGAGGCCGUGUAUGAAGUCCAGACGGCAGUCGAACUUGUCGAAAUUAUUAUAUGGGAUAUACAUACCUUUGACAACGACUACUUCACAAAGCUACGAUAUGGCGGUCUUAUCCUGAGCAUGUAUUCCUACGGACACUGGAUCUGUCAAAGUUCCGUGAUAGUUGUACUGGAUUACUUUCUACUACACACGGCAAUAUUCCUGGUCCUAAAUGCAAUGAUGGGUAUGCGUAUCUACGCUUUGUAUGAGAGGUCCACGCGGGUGCUCCUCUUCGUUGGUGCACUCUUCACGGCGGUUCAGGCAACGAACAUAGUCCUUACCUUCAUGGCUCUACUGCCACUUAAGGAAGCAGUGAUAGCUGUUGAGACGCCACCACAAGGUAUAUGGUGCGCAUACAGCGUUUCAAAGCGGCAAGCCUGGUAUCAGGCCAUAGCAUACUUCGGUCUCGUCAUCUACGAGUUUACCCUGUUUAUCAUGUCUCUUGUUUGCCUUGUACGACAUCUACGGGAGCAACGCCGGAACCUAAGGGCAGUCCUUGGCACCUUUAUAGGUAUCGUCAUCCGAGAUAACGUGAUCUACUUCUUCAUUGCAUUUUCUGGUUUGUUCCUAAGUACAUGUUCGUUUCUCUUUACCAGUCACUACCCAACAUUAACAUUCGAUAUCGCGUUCAAUACGGUGGCGGUUGAUCUGGCAACCGGCGUUCAACUCACGAUUCUCGGACCCUUGAUGAUGCUGAGCAUUCGAGAGUAUGACGUCGUUCAGGAGAAGGGAGGUACAUCGGUCGAAUUUGAGAUGAUGACUUUAGAGUUUGCCAGACUAUCCGCACCGUUGUACAUUUCUGAGGUUUAG
Molecule: messenger RNA, 855 nt
Organism: Coniophora puteana RWD-64-598 SS2
Lineage: Eukaryota; Fungi; Basidiomycota; Agaricomycetes; Boletales; Coniophoraceae
Exons: 8
Coding region: 1-855 (284 amino acids)
Source: RefSeq, a predicted model, not a curated record